GUACGUGGUCCAGGUGGACAGAACUGCGGGUGACGUUCUAGGCCUUCAAGUUGACGAGACGCCUGAUGGUCGGCUUCUUGUCCUGGGAGUCAAGCCUGGACUAGUCCAAGACUGGAACGACACGCAUCCCUCCAUGCAGGUGCUGCCUGGCGACAUUCUGCUCGCAGUGAAUGGGCAGAAAAGAGAUGCCAACGGGCUAAUGGACGCUGAGCUGCAAGCCUCAGACCAUCUCAGACAGGUCAUGGGAGACGCACGUUGUUUUUGA
Messenger RNA from Symbiodinium natans, 265 nucleotides. The record is from the annotation of a GenBank genome assembly. Lineage: Eukaryota; Dinophyceae; Suessiales; Symbiodiniaceae.